This is a messenger RNA of Colletotrichum destructivum, 878 nucleotides long. RefSeq names its product Putative small ribosomal subunit protein uS12. Gene Ontology annotation, biological process: translation. NCBI's taxonomy places the organism in Eukaryota, Fungi, Ascomycota, Sordariomycetes, Glomerellales, Glomerellaceae. Gene Ontology annotation, molecular function: structural constituent of ribosome. The record is from RefSeq and is a predicted model, not a curated record. The transcript is spliced from 2 exons. Gene Ontology annotation, cellular component: small ribosomal subunit; ribosome. The coding region runs from base 68 to 595 and encodes 175 amino acids.
CCGAGAGCUUCAGCAGCCGUGACGACAGCAAUUGGACGCCGUCGCCCACGAUAACCGGUUGUCCGACAUGGCCAGCACACUUUUCAGAUCCCUCUUCGCUCCGGCGAUGAGGCCUGCAACCUUCCCCCGCGCCGCAUCUCUCCUCACACCGACUGCCGCCCCCCUCAUUCGCUCCUUCUCCUCCACUCCCGUCCAGAAUGCCACCAUCAUGCAGGUCUUGAGAGGCUGCCACAAGAAGGGCAAGCGUGCCCGUCACGCUGUCUCCCCCGCCCUGUCCGAUAUCAAUGCGCCCGCUCUCAAGGGCGUCUGCCUCAAGGUCGGUGUUGUCCGCCCGAAGAAGCCCAACUCCGGCCAGCGCAAGACUGCCCGUGUGCGCCUCUCCAACGGUCGUCACGUCACCGCCUACAUCCCCGGUGAGGGCCACAACAUCCAGCAGCACAGCGUCGUCCUCGUCCGCGGUGGCCGCAGUCAGGAUUGUCCCGGUGUGCGAUACCACCUCGUGCGUGGCGCCCUCGAUCUCGGCGGUGUGGCGAACCGUGUCUCCUCUCGCUCCAAGUACGGUACGAUGAAGCCCAAGAAGGCCACAGUGGGCUAAAUAUACACGGGGCUCGUUACGCGGCGUACGGAAUAUGGAAGCUGGAGGGAAAGCUCUUGGGGGAAACGGGUUAAGAGGCGUACGACUGGAAUUGCAUGUCCACGGGAUGUAGGAUCUGACUGGACAGCCUUGCGACAAACCAGGACGUGCAGUGUACUACUAUCACAUUGUACAAAAUAUCACAACAUUCAAGAAGCAGUUAGACACUGGACAAACACCAGCCGGCACUCCAUUUGCUAAUAUCUACAGAGCAAAAAAAGUGUCCAGAACCAUUGACGCCGCU